UUCUUUAUUUCUCCAUUCAUUUCAACAAUGCAAAUCUUCAUCGAAAAUCCCGGCGCAUUUAAUCCCAGAAAUUUCCGCGAACGAAUCAAGAUUCGUGAAUUAAUGUCAAAAAUUUUCCGGAUUAAUUCCUCGAAAAUUCAGAAAAAUCAAUAGUAUCAUCAAAGUCUCCCAGAUCCUGUCACCCAAAUGACGAAACAACAAUGAUGAUUCAUCAAAAAUCCCAGGAGCCUUCCCCCCCGCCCCAAAUUUCCGGGAACGAAUCCACCGAAAAAUUUCCAAACGUUGAAAUAAAAAUGCAAAUCUUGAUCGAAAAUCCCGGCGCAUUUAAUCCCAGAAAUUUCCGAGAACGGAUCCAUCAAAAAAAAUGUCUACACCGAUGCAACGAAGACUGUUGCCGCGUCUAACCCCAGCUAUCUAUGUAAACCCAUGAAGGACGAAGCUACGAGGUCGUCCCAUGAGUAGGGGAAUACCUCCAAGAGGCCGGUUGUUAGCCCCUCAUCGUCAGUAAUAUCCUAGUAAGAGCAAUAAUAGUAGUCGACUGGCUCCACCUAAGAGUGGGAUAUUUUCUCGUUGAGAUACUCGACACCAAAGACCCACCACCAUUCUGAGGAGUCUGAAUUCUCCCACCACCACCUCAAACAGCUACCUGUCUCCAAGAAAGAUACAGAUUGACAUACUAUUAUAUAUUUUUUCCCCCUGGAUUUCACUCUUUUUCUCUCCACCGUCGAUCAAAAUGGCUCAAGCGACGGAUAAAAAACGAAUCUCCGAGUCUCCCUGGGUCUCAUCGUUGUGACUAGCAUCAGUUCACCGAUGACUCCGGGUACUGUUGUCUCCAGUAUCAUUGGCCUCACUCUACAAUACCCCAUAAAGUGUACGAGGAGUGGAGGCAGAGGAGGAGUAGACGAAGAAGACGCAGAAGGAGAAGAGUCGAGGACGAGAGUGGAAACGCCACUGAGUAUUUCUGACCCCUCGGGAGUCGUCGUUGACCAGUCUGGGUGAUCGCAGGCCACUGAGAGCCUCUUCAAUACCGGAGGACCUCCACUUGGUCCAUUGGAGACAAAAGCUGACUCAUUCCCACGAUUGUAUCAACCCAAGGAGAUAUCGUAUUGACAUUAAAACCCCAGGAGGAAAGAGAAAUGGUUAAAGGAGGAAAAAUGACGAAAACAAAACUGGUUCCACCGGACGGUGGAUGGGGCUGGGUUGUCCUGAUAUCUGCCCUUUCUGUCAACUUCCUCAUCCCCGGUACGGUCAAGUCCUUCGGCGUUCUCUUUGUCGAGUUUCUCCAGGUCUUCAAGGCUUCACCCACCUCAGCAUCGUGGAUGCCCGCCCUCUGCUACUUCCUCUACAGUUCACUCGGACCACUAUCCAGCGUCCUCUCCAUGAAAUAUUCCUACAAAACGGUUACGCUAAUAGGCGGUGCCUUUGCCGCCAGUGGAAUGAUGCUCAGUUAUUUCGCCACUUCCGUGUCCUAUCUCUAUGUUAGCUACGGAGUGAUGGUGGGCAUAGGUGCUGGCCUGACCUUCCCCCCGACAGUCUACAUCGUGACCGCCUACUUCGAGAGACUCCGUGGUUUUGCAACAGGCCUCUGCAUAUCCGGAAGUGCAAUCGGAACAAUCGUCCUCCCCCCGUUCCUGCAGUUUCUUCUGAAUCACUUCGGUCACAGAGGCGCAGUAUUGAUUAUGGGUGCAAUUACGUUGAAUACACUGGUGUGUGCGUUUCUUUAUCAUCCGGUGGAGGAGCACAUGAAGGAAGUGGCCAUUGACGGAAUCGACAAUGAGGCGUUGACUCUAGAAGAAAACGAGUCAACAAAGUCGCCCCAAAUGAUGAUAGAAAACAUCAACGAAAUUAAGCCCGCGCAUUCCUCUGGUCACGAUCGCCUGGACGAUCUCUCCAAAGAGCUGGAGCGAAAGCUGAGCACAACCCAAACGGCUGAAGACUGCGGGCACAACAAAGAACUCGACCCCCCGAUCCCCGAGAAAAUGGAAAACGUCGAGAACAACGAGAACGAGAAGAAUUGCCUGGACGAAACGGCAACCGCCAUGACCUGCGAGGCUGGUACCAUCAAGGUGAUCACCCCAGGAGUCAUCCCGACCCCUCCCUUAAGCCGCACCAACUCAGCGAGAAAGAGCGCGAAAGGCGGCUUCCACUUGUCCCGCCAACACAGCAUUGUUUCCGAAAUGGGCCCGAUAGCCUUGACCCCUCGGAUGAACGUCCCGAACAUGUUCAGAAGACUCUUCAAGACGCAGGAGAGAAAGAAGCGAAGAUCCAGAACGAGCGCUAAAUCCGAAGCCCUAGAGGUGACGAAGGAGUCGUCAACCCGUAAGAACUCUAACACGUCCGACAGCUCCUCCAGCAGCGCAGAGAGCACCAGUUCAGCGAAGAACUUCUUCGACCUGAGUGUGCUGAGGGACCCCAUCUACCUGGUGAUCCUGAUAUCAAACUCGACGUCGGCGAUCAGCAACACCAACUUCAUGAUUCUCCUGCCGUCUUACGCGAUCUCCGAAGGCUUCGACAGGAACUCGGCGGCUUUGCUGUUGUCGAUUGUUUCGGCGUUGGACUUGGUGGGAAGGAUUGGAGGGGCUUCGCUGUCGGACAUAGACUUUAUACCAAAGUAUUAUUAUUUUGUGGGGGGCUUGGGCCUCAGUGGAAUCGCCCUUGCGCUCCUGCCGAUGGCGACCACCUACACCAUGCUGUCCUUCUUCUGCGCGCUGUUCGGCUUGUCCUCGGGGAUGUACAUCGGCAUCACCACAGUCAUCCUGGCGGACAUGCUGGGGACGGAGAAGCUCAGUUCUUCUUACGGAAUAUCUUUGUUCGUUAAUGGGGUUCUUCAGCUGAUCGGACCACCCGUCUGCGGUGUUAUCUACGAACAGGUCGGCACGUACAAGCCGAUCUUCCUGGCUUUUGGGAUCAUUCUUAUACUGGGGACAGCCCUGUGGGCUGCGGUCCCCAUCAUCAGGAGGAACAAGAAGGAGAUCGACGUUGCUUGACGACGAUGAAGGACUAUUGAUUGCAUUCUGCCAUAUGGAAGUUAACUCAUCUUAUUAUCGUAUUAUUCGUUUCAUUACUCCACUUUAGACGUUUAUAUCAUUUGUAUUUAUGUCUAGUCAUGUAUGUUAAGGAAUUGUACAAAAAGGAAUGGAGGGAGCAUUCUCCGGGGUGCUUCUACUGCUCAAGCUUAGUCCGUCCAUUGUGGGGGGGAUUAAUAUGGAAUUUCUGGGGAUUUUUUAAUUAGUUGUCUGUACUUAACAGUCCGCGGUCCCGACAUCCUAUGGGUUUUCAGUGAAUUUUUGGUCGUAAACAUAUUUUCGAGCCACAUUUUUCGCAUGAUUUCGACGUAAAUGUGCCCAUUUUUCUCUUCACAUUUCUAGUUUUAUUUUUAUAAAUGUAUUGUCACAUGAAAAAACCAAUGAACUUCGUACGAAAUAGUUGUCAAACAUUGAAAUGCGAUGAAAAGUGUGGCUCGCUAAAACUUUCACGGAUAAAAUCCGGGAAAAGUAACUCCUCGAAAACCCAAUUAUAGAUAUAAUUCUCAUUACUCAUGUGUUUGUCCUCUUUACUCAAUGCCAUUCAUCAGAGGCCAUCCUUUAGUAAUUCCACGGAUGCAGAUGGACCCUAACGAGAAUUUAAUGAUAAGUGUAUUUUUAUUCUCCAUUAUUAUGUAUUACUGCACUGGUAUGACUCAUGUAGAUUAAUCAUAAUUAAGAAUGCAACGUGACAAUUGAAAAUGACUCUUGUGAUUGUAUGAAAUGAAUCAGUCGUACAUGUCAAAAUGAAUGAGAUGAUUUUAUUCCCUAGUAUCUCCGAUAAGUCUUCAAUUCUCAAUUUUAUACAUUUACAAUGAGAGGUAUGAAUGAAAAACAAUAAACUGAAUGUAUUACUUCA
Diachasma alloeum is the source of this 3882-nucleotide messenger RNA. Its product is annotated as monocarboxylate transporter 13. The transcript is spliced from 5 exons. Gene Ontology annotation, molecular function: monocarboxylic acid transmembrane transporter activity. Gene Ontology annotation, biological process: monocarboxylic acid transport; transmembrane transport. Bases 1137 to 2987 code for a protein of 616 amino acids. The record is from RefSeq and is a predicted model, not a curated record. NCBI's taxonomy places the organism in Eukaryota, Metazoa, Arthropoda, Insecta, Hymenoptera, Braconidae.